UAAUGUAGUACACGUACAGUAUGUGACUGAUGCUCCACUCCACGCUCCAAGUGAUGCGAAUGGGCACCUACUGAUUCGUCUUUUUCUACCGAAUAUACAUUUUAGUCAGUUGGUUGCACAAAUUCCAUUAUACUUUUCAGCGGACUAAACAUUCCAGAACAGAUGUGAUCGUGUUUCCAUCACAUCACUGCCCCCGGUGUCCAGUGAGUGACAACUACAGUGGCUCUUAUUUAACUCCGCUAGAACAGCCGUCAGUCAGCCUUCACUUUCGAGGUUUUGGAGUCGAUCAAUUAAUUUAAUUGGAAAAUACAUUCUCAACAUGGCUACAGAUCAAGAAAAUAAUAAACAGCUUAUGAUAAAGCUGUUGGAGAGACCGGGGAACGGGAGCUGUGUGGAUUGCGGAGCUGCAGACCCGGAGUGGGCGUCCUACACCCUGGGUGUGUUUGUGUGUCAGAGCUGCUCGGGUCUCCAUAGAAACAUCUCCCAGAUCAGCAAAGUCAAGUCUGUCCUGUUGGAUCCAUGGAGUGAUGCAGAGGUAGAGUUCAUGGCGUCCAACGGAAACAAUGCUGCUAAAGCCAAAUAUGAACAGAAGGUGCCUGUUUUCUACUACCGUCCAACACACACAGACUGCCAGCUCCUUCGGGAACAGUGGAUCAGAGCCAGAUAUGAGAGGAAGGAGUUUGUGUGUGUGGAGAGACAGGAGCCUUACUCUGCAGGGUACCGAGAGGGGUUUCUAUGGAAACGGGGCCGAGAUAACGGACAGUUCCUGAGUCGAAAAUGUAUUCUGUCAGAGCGGGAUGGUGCUCUGAAGUACUACAACAAGCAUGAUGCCAGAGAGCCCAAGGCUCUGAUGAAGAUUCACACCCUGAAUGCCUCCUUCCAGCCUGGGAAGAUCGGCCAGCCUCACGGCCUGCAGGUCACCUAUCUGAAGGACAACAGCACUAGGAACAUCUUUGUCUACCACAAGGAUGGCAAGGAAAUGGUGGACUGGUUCAACGCCAUCAGAGCAGCCAGAUUUCACUACCUACAGGUGGCUUUCCCUGGGGCCCAUCACGCUGAUUUGGUGCCAAAGCUGACAAGAAACUACAUCAAGGAAGGCUACAUGGAGAAGACGGGUCCAAAGCACACAGAGGGCUUCAAGAAGAGAUGGUUCACUAUGGAUGACAGGAGACUCAUGUACUUCAAGGAUCCUCUGGAUGCCUAUGCGCGCGGUGAGGUGUUCAUUGGUAGUAAGGAGAACAGCUACAUUGUGCUCCCCGGCCUUCCCCCAUCCACCCAGGGCUACCACUGGCAGUUUGGCAUCACCAUAGUAACGCCCGACAGGAAGUUCCUGUUUACAUGCGAGACCGAGGAGGAGCAGCAGGAUUGGAUGGCUGCUUUUCAGGGUUUGGUGAAUCGACCUAUGCUGCCCCAGGAAUAUGCAGUGGAGGCCCACUUUAAGCACAAGCCCUGAGAGGAGGAGGAGAAGGAAAAAGAGGGAGGCUGGACUGGAGGCUGGACAUAUCCCCUGGAUGAAGACAGACAAAUAGGAUCCUUCUCCUCAUAAUAAGAACAAUAUAUAUACAAUUAAAGAUAAACCAUACAGAUCAGUAAAAGAGGGGGGUAGAGAGGACUACAGAGGGUGGUGUUACUGUUCUGUUGCCAUACUCCUCUACUCUGCCUUACCCCAAAUCCUGCCCAUAUAUACUGAAUGAACAAAAAUAUAAACGCAACAUGCAACAAUUUCAACAAUUUUAUAGAGUUCCAGAUCAUAUCAGCCAAUUGAAAUAAAUGAAUUAGGCCCCAAUCUAUGGAUUUCACGCCUGAGCAGGGGCACAGCCAUGGGAGUCCUAGGAGGGCGUAGGCCCACCCACUUGGGAGCCCAGCCAAUCAGAAUUAGUUUUUCCCCACAAAAGUGCUUUAUUACAGACAGAAAUACUCCCCCAUUUCAUCGCCCGUAGGUGAAAAAGCCAGAUGUGGAGGUCCUGGGCUGGCGUGGUUACACGUGGUCUGCGGUUGUGAGGCUGGUUGGACAUACUGGCAAAUUCUCUAAAACAACAUUGGAGAUGGCUUAUUUACCUAGGCAA
Molecule: messenger RNA, 2066 nt
Organism: Oncorhynchus gorbuscha (pink salmon)
Lineage: Eukaryota; Metazoa; Chordata; Actinopteri; Salmoniformes; Salmonidae
Product: arf-GAP with dual PH domain-containing protein 1-like
Exons: 12
Coding region: 320-1453 (377 amino acids)
Biological process (GO): positive regulation of GTPase activity
Cellular component (GO): intracellular membrane-bounded organelle; plasma membrane
Molecular function (GO): phosphatidylinositol bisphosphate binding; GTPase activator activity
Source: RefSeq, a predicted model, not a curated record